UUCUAUAUAACCUGUAUUUCUAACAAAUGUGUACUCCAUUGCUUGUAGCUAAUACUACAUUUGUUUUGGUUGUUCUCCUUAGCAUCAUCAUCAUCAACUAUCUUCAUUUACAACAAACUCUUCCUCAAAGUUCCAGAAAAGCCCAUCUAUAUACACUGUAUAUGCAUGAUUAUAUGAAUCAGAGGGUGGUUAGAGAUUGUACGCUUUUAUAGGAAGUCGGUUGCAAUAAUUCCAUCGCUCGCUCGCCUUCUGUUCGACGUUAUUCCUGACAAGCUUUGCUGUGAAGCUAGCUAGCUAGCUAUCUCCUCGAUCUGUUCGCCAUGGAUAUUUUCGACUGGGAUGAUGAGCCGUUUCAUGUCGGCGGCUCGAAUUCGGCGACUACCGGAAUUACCGCGAUGGUUGUUGGUCAGGCGAAGCCGCAGGUGGAGGAAUUGGCUCCGGCUCCGGCUCCGUUUGAUCCGAUACAUAUGGUGUCGAGCUGGAACUUGCCGGAGCGGCAGGAAGCGGCGGCGAGAUUGGCGGCGGAUUCUAUGGCUGCACGGCAGGGAUGGAGCGACGCCGCCGCCAUAGAUGGUUCUGGAAUGUGUGCUUCCGGUCGAGAUGUGCUGAACCGGUCCGGUUAUGUUUUGAAUCAAGGGAGUGGCGGUUUGAUGGGAGAUUUUUGUAAUUUCAAAGCUAAGGCGGCGCCGGCGGCUGGCUCUCAGCUGGAGUCGUUUGAUUGCUUGCUGUCUGCGACGAACAGCAACACCGAUACGUCGGUGGAGGACGACGAGAUUUCCAUGAUUUUCUCGGCGGACUGCAAGAGUUUAUGGAACUUUAAUACCGGCAAUGCGGUUUCUUCCGGCGAAUCCGCUUGCCUUGAGGAGACCGUCGCGAAAACCGCGACAAUUUCGGACACGAUCAACUGUUCUAAUCUCCUAGGCAAGAGAGAAAACCCCGAUCCAUCCAAUUUCAAUCUCAUUCCAGAAAAUAUUCAACCGAAAUCGAAGAAAUCCAGGCAGGAGAACCCCCGCCCUAGCUCAUCCAACAUCAAUUUCCAGCAGCCAAGCUCGUCGGCGUCCUCGGUGGAGGAGCCGGACUCGGAGGCGAUAGCGCAGAUGAAGGAGAUGAUUUACCGUGCGGCGGCGUUCCGUCCGGUGAACUUCGGCGCGGAGGCGGUGGAGAAGCCGAAGAGGAAGAACGUGAGGAUAUCGACGGAUCCGCAAACGGUGGCGGCGCGGCAGCGACGGGAGAGGAUUAGCGAACGGAUUAGGGUUUUGCAACGACUGGUUCCGGGAGGGAGUAAAAUGGACACUGCAUCAAUGCUCGAUGAAGCCGCGAACUAUCUCAAAUUUCUCAGGUCUCAAGUCAAAGCCUUGGAAGCAUUCGGCCAAAAAAUUGACUCUUCUUCUUCAUCACUCAAUUUUAACCAUUUUAUCCCUCCAUCUUUACCCUUCAAUAACUACUCUUUCCCCAUGCAACCCAAUAAUCUCCCCCUCUAUAACCCUAACCCAAUUCACCGCCCCAGAAGUUGACAUUAUAUUCACCAUUUUCCCCCCAACUCAACCCAACUAAGUUUUAAUCUCGAUCUAUCAGAUCAAAUUAUGAAACUCAACCCAACCGAGUUUUAACCUCGAUCCAUCAGAUCAAAUUAGAGAAAAGAGAGAACUGUAAAAUGUAUAAACAUUUCCAAUUUCCAUGCAUCAAUCUUUACGAA
Messenger RNA from Ipomoea triloba (trilobed morning glory), 1696 nucleotides. RefSeq names its product transcription factor bHLH87. NCBI's taxonomy places the organism in Eukaryota, Viridiplantae, Streptophyta, Magnoliopsida, Solanales, Convolvulaceae. Gene Ontology annotation, biological process: regulation of DNA-templated transcription. Bases 321 to 1514 code for a protein of 397 amino acids. The record is from RefSeq and is a predicted model, not a curated record. Gene Ontology annotation, molecular function: protein dimerization activity; DNA-binding transcription factor activity. The transcript is spliced from 2 exons.